AUGGGGCAAUGUUUGAGGCACCAGAUGCUCUGGGAGGACCUGGAGGAGUACCAGGCCAACCCAUUCCGAGACCGAAUCUGCAAAGUGUUCUCCCACGACGACGUGUUCUCCUUCGAGGAUUUGCUGGGCAUGGCGUCUGUGUUCAGUGAGCAGGCCUGCCCCAGCCUGAAGAUCGAGUACGCCUUCCGCAUCUACGAUUUUAACGAGAACGGCUUCAUCGACGAGGAGGAUCUGCAGCGUAUUGUCCUCCGGCUGCUGAACAGCGACGAUGUGUCUGAGGACUUGCUCAACGACCUAACACGUCAUGUGCUGAGCGAAUCUGACCUGGACAAUGACAACAUGCUGUCUUUCUCAGAGUUUGAACAUGCCAUGUCCAAGUCUCCUGAUUUCAUGAAGUAA
Echinops telfairi (small Madagascar hedgehog) is the source of this 399-nucleotide messenger RNA. RefSeq names its product calcium and integrin binding family member 4 (gene CIB4). The transcript is spliced from 4 exons. Gene Ontology annotation, molecular function: calcium ion binding. Lineage: Eukaryota; Metazoa; Chordata; Mammalia; Afrosoricida; Tenrecidae. The record is from RefSeq and is a predicted model, not a curated record. The coding region runs from base 1 to 399 and encodes 132 amino acids.